AGUGGUGAGAGAUGACUCCCAAAGUCAGCCUGUACGAGUUGGCAGACCUGUCCAUCGGGACCCCCGAGAGCGGCGUGGUCAACUUCAACGCCCUCCACUCCCUGCUCCACGCCAUCCUGCGGCACCUCAACCUCCAGGACCUCCAGGAAGAGGUGAAGGCAGAGAGGGCCCCCCCAUCCAAGGGAGACCUCCUGAAGGCCGCUCUGGAGAAGGGCCUCGGGGGCAUAGACAGCGAAGAGGCCUGGCAGAAGGAGAAGGAGCGCAAGGCCGCCGAGGGUGUCAGCGAAGAUGUGGACUCCCGCCUAGCCGACUUGGAGAAGAAGCUCUUCCUUGUGGAGGCCAACCUCCUAGGAGUGGAAGACCAGGUCCGCGGCAUCGAAGACCAGUUCCAAGGCGUCCAGACGCAGGUCCAGGGCUUCCAGGACCAGGUGCAAGGGUUCCAGGACCAGGUGCAAGGGGUGCAAGACAAUGUCCAGGGGGUGCAGGAUAAGAUGAAAAGCAUGGGGAAGCAGCUCAAAGGGGUCCAGCAGCACAUCUCCGGCCUGGAGAAGCUCCCUUCUGGGACAGACCUGCUGGAGAAGUCUAAGAGUGGCUCUGGCACCGCUGUGUCAGACAUGUGGCAGAUGAUGCAGAUGCAGAAGAAGGUGGAAGCCAAUGAGGAUGGAAUCAACCAGGCCAUGACUUUGUUACAAGAUCUGUUGGAUGAGACCAGCAACACGAAAGCAACUACAGCCCGCUUAGAGGACGACGUACAGAAAAUCAAGGAUCAUUUAGCCAUGAUAGACACCCGUGACAUGGAUGAUCGACUGAGAACUUGUUUAAGUGACCAGCAGAGUUUGGAUCAUGAUGUGAAAGACAUAGAGAAGAGGCUAAGCCUGUUUCCUUCCCCAGAGGAAAUGAGCAACAUGGUGCGCUGGGAGGUUCUUGAGGAUGUCCUUGUGAAAGGCAAGAGGAGCCCAACUCCUGAGACAAGCCCAGUCUUGCGUUCUCCAACUGGCUCUACCUCCCCGCCAGAAGGCAGAGCCCCUGGAUCUCCAGGAUCACAGCCUGGGGCCCAGAGAAGAGAAGGAACACCAGGCGCACAAGCUGGUUUACCAGGGGCCCCAGGGGCCCCAAGAGGACCAGGUGUCCCCGGAGCCCAACCUGGAGCCCAGCCAGGCAUUGCUGGAACCCAACCAGGAGCUGCUUAUCCUGGGGGCCAACCAGGAGCAGUCCCUGGGGCUUAUCCAGGCUACGUGGGAGCACCAGGGGCCCAGGCAGUUUAUCCUGGAGGCCAGCUUGCAGGUCCGGGAGCACAGGCAGCAUUUCCUGGAGGUCAGCCUGCAGGUCCGGGAGCACAGGCAGCAUUUCCUGGAGGUCAGCCUGCAGGUCCGGGAGCACAGGGAGCAUUUCCUGGAGGUCAGCCUGCAGGUCCUGGGGUUCAGCCUGGGGCCUAUCCAGGAGUACCUGGAGCCCAAGUGCCUUAUCCUGGGGCUCAGCCUGGAGUUUUUGGGGCUCAGCCUGGAGUUCUCGGGGCUCAGCCUGGUGCCCCUGGUGCCCAGCCUGGUGCCCCUGGGGCUCAACCCGGAGCUCCAGGGGCUCAACCUGGGGCUCCUGGAGCCCAACCUACCUACCCUGGAGCUCCUGGAGCCUAUCCUGGGGCACCUGGAGCCUAUCCUGGAGCUCCAGGAAGUUAUGUGGUUUAUCCUGGGGCACCUGGAACCUACCCUGGAGCUCCAGGUGGACAAGCAGCCUAUCCUGGGGCACCUGGAGCUUAUCCUGGGGCCCAGCCAGCCUAUCCUGGGGCACCUGGAGCUUAUCCUGGGGCCCAGCCAGCCUAUCCUGGGGCUCCUGGAGCUCAAGCAGUAUAUCCUGGAGCCCAGCCUGGAGUUCCUGGGGCCGAAGCAGCUUAUCCUGGGGCACCAGGGGCCCAAGCAGCUUAUCCUGGGGCACCAGGGGCACAAGCAGCUUAUCCUGGGGCACAAGCAGCUUAUCCUGGGGCACCUGGAGCCCAAGCAGCUUAUCCCGGGGCACCUGGGGCUCAAGGAGCUUAUCCUGGAGCCCAAGCAGCUUAUCCCGGGGCACCUGGGGCUCAAGGGGCUUAUCCUGGAGCCCAACCUGGAGCAUAUGCAGCUUAUCCUGGGGUACCUGGAGCCCAAGCUGCUUUUCCUGGGGCACCUGGGGCUCAAGGAGCUUAUCCUGGAGCUCAACCUGGGGCCCAUGCAGCUUAUCCUGGGGCACCUGGAGCACAACCUGGGGCCCAUGCAGCUUAUCCUGGGGCACCAGGAGCCCAAGCAGCUUAUCCUGGAGCUCAGCCUGGGGUUCCUGGGGCAGAAGGAUCUUACCCGGGAGACCAACCUGGGGCUCCUGGGGCCCAUGCACCCUAUCCAGGGGCCCCGGGAGCUGAAGUUGCCUAUCCUGGAGGUCCCGGGGUUCAGCCUGGAGAACCUGGAGCUGGGCCCACCUAUCCUGGAAGUCCUGAGACUGAGCAAGGUGUUCCUGGAGCCCAAGGAGUAUAUCCUGGGGCUGACGCUGGGGUUCCUGGGGCACUCGUCCCUCCUGCUUUUUAUCCUGGAGCCCAGCCUGGACCCCCAGGUGCCCAGCCUGGUUUUUUUGGUCAGCCUGCCAUUUAUCCUCCUGGAUAUCAGCCUGGUGAAGUUGGAAUAUCACCUGUAGGGGGUCAGCUUGCUGUGCCACCAGCACCCACUCUUGGUGUUACACCCCCAACAUCUCCAGUAUUGCCUUCCCUGACCCCUGUGCAGUACUCUGAGUCUCCCUCCUCGGGGUCCACUUUGGCCCCAGCCCGCUAUGCUGAGACGGUGGAUGCCUUGCGUGCCCUUGCGCAACUGACAGAACUCUAUUAUGCUCUGAGGGACCAGAUCAACAUGCUGGAUCAGUACAAGUGUGGCCAUGCAGAUCUCCGCAGGCUGCAAGAUUUCCUCACUGAUGCAGUUUUUAAGAAUAUUGCCAUCAUACCACCUGAUCUUCCAGAAAAGCUUGCUACAAUCAAGGCCAUGGAAGAAGAGAUGAAAACAGAGAAAGAGAAGUUAAGGAAGAUUGAAAAUGUACUUGAAGGAGAACUGACAGGACCCGACGCAGAAGAUAAGAUGGAGGCAGCUGGUCAUAUCAACAUGCAGAUAGGUUAUCUCAGAGCUACAGUGCAGGACAUAGAGAAAGAACUCAAAGAGCUGAGAAACAAGCAAGAAGCAGGGAAGCAGUCGUUGGAGCAGUCAGUGACCGACAAUGCUGUUUAUCUCCAGGAACAGUUAGACAAACUUAGGUCUGUCAUGGAGAACAUGAUGUCGUCUUCGUCCACCUUGCUGUCCAUGACCAUGCCCCCGACCCCUGAGCCUGGACUGGGGACGCAUAUCCAGCAGGGAACAUGCGCUGCUUGCAGCUUAGAUGUCAGUGAGAAGGUUAGCCAGCUGUUCAAGCGCUAUGAACAGCUGCAGGACUCCAUCAACAACUUCAUGUUGAGACAGGCAGAAGGCAGGAUGAAGAAACCCAAGCACCGACAGGAUGAGGAAAUGCUGAGCCAGAUCCAAAACACCAUCCUGCAAGUUCAGGAAGACUGCGAGAAGCUGAAUGCCACUACAGGCAACCUCAUAGAAGACCAUCGCCAAAAGCAGAAGGAGAUCGGUCUGCUGUUCAAAUCCCUGGACAAGCUGGAGCAUGAAAAAGCAGACAAAGAACGCUUAGUGAUGGAAAUAGAUGUGAAAGCCGACAAGACUGCCCUUGCUGCAAAGGUCAGCCGCAGCCAAUUUGAUGCCACCACAGAACAACUGCAUAAGAUGAUGCAGGAGCUAUUAAACAAAAUGGCUGGGCAAGAGCAAGAUUGGCAGAAAAUGCUGGACAAACUUUUGAUUGAGAUGGACUCCAAGCUUGACCGUUUGGAACUUGAUCCAUUCAGACAGCAGCUGGAGGAGCGCUGGAAGGAUAUCCGGAAACAGCUCAAGCAGCGGGCGCCACAAGAUGAAGGUGAUGAAGCUGCGGGGAUCAGAAGGAGACUUCUGGCUCAUUUCCACUGCAUUUCUUGUGACCGGCCCUUAGAAAUGGUGGUGCCUGGCCCGCACAUCACAACACUCCCAGCUGUGCCAGGUUUACCUCCGCACCAAUCCCUCCGGCCAUACAUGGUUUAUGAAAUGGAACAAAUCAGGCAGCUAAACCGCAAUCUGAAAUUAGGGCCCGGGGCUCGUUUUGAAGCACUGGAGAAGAGCUCCAGCCUCAGCAAGCUGCGCCGCCUGCAUUCCAAGAUGCUCAUGGACAUCCAGAAGGUUCAGAGCCAUUAUAGCGGAGCACCAAAAGUCAACGCUCAGAUGAUCAGGGAGAUACUGCAGGCCCAGUGUCUUGGCUCGAGCCUGUAUGGCAGACGACUUCCUGAGAUGACAGACUUCAGCUACCUCAGCGUCCCACGGCACUGUGGAGGCAGCCACACCCUCACCUACCCUUACAGGCGUUAUGGCAGGUUUCAGCAGUUGGCACAGUGCGUGCCACCCAUCCAGGCAGACGAAAACGCCAUGCUGGCAAUGAUGAAGCAUGAAGAGGUAGAUAUACUGGGCCUUGAUGGUCAUAUCUACAAAGGGCGGAUGGAUACACAGCUCCCGUCACUAAAGGAUGGAUUUUUAAGGUCGAGGAACAAACUUAUUCGGUCCUCCUCGCAAAGGAAUCAGCCCAUCCUUGCUGAUAUUGCCAGUUACCCAGUUCGUCCUCACUCUGCUAAAAUGUCUUUGCGCAGCCUGUCAGAUAUCCAAAAAUCAAACAUGGGUGGAGCAUUCAAGCAACAUUACCUGCAACCUUGUAAUUUUGCUUAACUCCAUCUCCCUGCACUGAGGAUCUCGCUUUUGUCAAAGACAUUUCUUCAUUGUCUCUGAGACCAUGUCUGCAUCUCAGACAAAUAGGAUUCGUGUGCCAUUGAUAUAAUUGCAAUGAAUUAUGUCAUAGAAUGCAGGAGAAUACUCAUUUUGCAUAACUCUCCCUUCACCCACACUACAAGAGAAGGUGGAGGAGACUCUGCUUCUCAGCCAUUGAGCCCUGUCCCCCUCUCACUCAUCUGCAUCAAGGGGGUUUCUCCCACAACUUCAUCAUCUCCAAGAAUGAAGGAGGACUACAUCUUAUUCUGGAUCUUCAAUGUCACCUUCUGUGUGCAGUCCAGAUGCUUCAGGAUGCCCACUUUUGCUUCCAUCUACCCAUGAUACAGAAAGGUGAUUGAUUUGCCUGGAUUUGAAAGAUGCAUACUUCCACGUCACUAUCUGAUUACCUCACAGAUAAUCUCAGUGUUCUGUACUGGGAAGCAAAGUAUACCAUAUAUGUACCCUUCCUUUCAGUCUCUGCACAGUUCCACUUAUAUUUGCCAAGUGUAUGGCUGUGGUGGAUGCUUGGCUUCAUCAGCAGGGCAUCGUUCUCUUUAUAUAGAUAAUUGAUUAUUGCUUAUACACUUCUACUUUCAUUGGGGCUCAUUUUGAAUUGAGGAGAGUCUCAUCUGCAUCUGUCCCAAUUCAAAGAAGCUCUUAUUAGAUUUUCAAGCCCAGAUCAUGUUGCUCCAAGGAAACAGGUAUUUCUUCUUCCAGAAAGCCACCCUUUGUUGUCUUAUGGACAUUUCUGUCAUUCUAACUGAUAGUAGGAAUAUGAAGCCUAGUAUGUUUAUAAUUCUGAAGCUGUCCACCUAUUUAGUUAAUUCACCAAGAAUUGCUUGGGGGUUGUUUUGAAAGCUAAUGGGAGAUCAUGCAGUUUUGCUAGGAUGCCACAGUUAUGGUGAGAAUGGUUUUGCUCUUCACAUAACUUUUGUUAUGUUGAACAAGCAGCAGCAAAAAAAUAAAUAAAUCAGGAUUUCCUUUUACUGAAAUA
Molecule: messenger RNA, 5823 nt
Organism: Anolis sagrei ordinatus
Lineage: Eukaryota; Metazoa; Chordata; Lepidosauria; Squamata; Anolidae
Gene: QRICH2
Product: glutamine rich 2
Source: RefSeq, a predicted model, not a curated record